ACUUCCUACCGCGGUCCGGAUUGCAGCAAAACCGGGUAGCGCGAGGGCCAAAAAGUGGAAAGGAGAGCGCCUUUCCGUGUCGCGCAGCCAGCUCGCCAACUCUCCCUCCCCAGCCCCGACCCUCGCAAUCUCAACUGCAACUUUUUCCCUUCGGUCUCGGUUUCUCCCGGGCUGCGGCUAGCGGGCGCCGCGCUGCGAGGCGUGGAGCGGGCGGGCUGCCGCGAGGCUGCGGGUGGCGGUGCCGGCUACAGCCGCGAGCCGGCGAGUGGGUGGCUGGGUGGGUGGGGAGGAGGGAGAGGACGGGCGGGGAGAGAGACGGGUGUGGGGAGGGGAGGGAGGGGGAGAUUCCGCUCUCCUGCCGCUCCCAGCCCGGGCGGGGGGCGGGGGGCGGGGGGAGGAGGCCGCGACGAGGGAGGGGAGGAGGGAGGGAGGAAGGGAGGGAGGGAGCCGAGGAAGACGCUCCGAUAACCCGUGCGUUUCGUAAGGCUCGGAGCACUUGUACAUUUCUGCAGCCGCGCGGCGAGCCAUUCGCGGCGGCUGCUGCAGCUCCUACUGCAUCUUCCUUCUCCUCCUUCCCUCGGGCUCCGGGUGUGUGUAUGUGUGAGAGUGUGUGAAUGUGUGUGUUUUGCAGGUGUGUGGUGUGUCCGUUUUAAUUCUGCCCAGUAGGUGGGACUUGGUGACUUUAGCACCAUUUUUUCCUUUUCCUUUUUUUUUUUUUUUUUUUUUUUCUGCCUCCCCACCGUCUGUUGCAACCCUGCAAAGUCUUGGAGUCGGAGAGCGCGCCUCGCUUCCAGAGCCCCCGGACCCGGCGAGUCAGCGAUCGCCGAGCCGGCCACCAUGCCCGGCAGACCGCGCCACUAGGCGCUCCUCGCGGCUCCCACCCGGCGGCGGCGGCGGCGGCGGCGGCGGCCGCGAUGGUUUCAGACGCUGAAGGAUUUUGCAUCUGAUCGCUCGGCGUUUCAAAGGCAGAGGCCCCCCCUCCCCCUUCCCCCCUCCCUCGCCGUCUUUGUUUCCUUCCCCCCCUGCUCUCCCCACUCCCCCCACCCCACCCCCCUCUCCUCUCCUCCUCCUCUUUUUUAGAAGCAGCGAUCGGAGAUGGAUGUCUCUCUUUGCCCAGCCAAGUGUAGUUUCUGGCGGAUUUUCUUGCUGGGAAGCGUCUGGCUGGACUAUGUGGGCUCCGUGCUGGCUUGCCCUGCAAAUUGUGUCUGCAGCAAGACUGAGAUCAAUUGCCGGCGGCCGGACGAUGGGAACCUCUUUCCCCUCCUGGAAGGGCAGGAUUCAGGGAACAGCAAUGGGAACGCCAGCAUCAACAUCACGGACAUCUCAAGGAAUAUCACUUCCAUACACAUAGAGAACUGGCGUAGUCUUCACACGCUCAACGCCGUGGACAUGGAGCUCUACACUGGACUUCAAAAGCUGACCAUCAAGAACUCAGGACUUCGGAGCAUUCAGCCCAGAGCCUUUGCCAAGAACCCCCAUUUGCGUUAUAUAAACCUGUCAAGUAACCGGCUCACCACACUCUCGUGGCAGCUCUUCCAGACGCUGAGUCUUCGGGAAUUGCAGUUGGAGCAGAACUUUUUCAACUGCAGCUGUGACAUCCGCUGGAUGCAGCUCUGGCAGGAGCAGGGGGAGGCCAAGCUCAACAGCCAGAACCUCUACUGCAUCAAUGCUGAUGGCUCCCAGCUUCCUCUCUUCCGCAUGAACAUCAGUCAGUGUGACCUUCCUGAGAUCAGCGUGAGCCACGUCAACCUGACCGUACGAGAGGGUGACAAUGCUGUCAUCACUUGCAAUGGCUCUGGAUCACCCCUUCCUGAUGUGGACUGGAUAGUCACUGGGCUGCAGUCCAUCAACACUCACCAGACCAAUCUGAACUGGACCAAUGUUCAUGCCAUCAACUUGACGCUGGUGAAUGUGACGAGUGAGGACAAUGGCUUCACCCUGACGUGCAUUGCAGAGAAUGUGGUGGGCAUGAGCAAUGCCAGUGUUGCCCUCACUGUCUACUAUCCCCCACGCGUGGUGAGCCUGGAGGAGCCUGAGCUGCGCCUGGAGCACUGCAUUGAGUUUGUGGUGCGUGGCAACCCCCCACCAACGCUGCACUGGCUGCACAAUGGACAGCCUCUGCGGGAGUCCAAGAUCAUCCAUGUGGAAUACUACCAGGAGGGAGAGAUUUCUGAGGGCUGCCUGCUCUUCAACAAGCCCACCCACUACAACAAUGGCAACUAUACCCUCAUUGCCAAAAACCCACUGGGCACAGCCAACCAGACCAUCAAUGGCCACUUCCUCAAGGAGCCCUUUCCAGAGAGCACGGAUAACUUUAUCUUGUUUGAUGAAGUGAGUCCCACACCUCCUAUCACUGUGACCCACAAACCAGAAGAAGACACUUUUGGGGUAUCCAUAGCAGUUGGACUUGCUGCUUUUGCCUGUGUCCUGUUGGUGGUUCUCUUCAUCAUGAUCAACAAAUAUGGUCGACGGUCCAAAUUUGGAAUGAAGGGUCCCGUGGCUGUCAUCAGUGGCGAGGAGGACUCAGCCAGCCCACUGCACCACAUCAACCACGGCAUCACCACGCCCUCUUCGCUGGACGCCGGGCCCGACACUGUGGUCAUCGGCAUGACCCGCAUCCCUGUUAUUGAGAACCCCCAGUACUUCCGUCAGGGACACAACUGCCACAAGCCGGACACGUAUGUGCAGCACAUUAAGAGGAGAGACAUCGUGUUGAAGCGAGAACUGGGUGAGGGAGCCUUUGGAAAGGUCUUCCUGGCCGAGUGCUACAACCUCAGCCCGACCAAGGACAAGAUGCUUGUGGCUGUGAAGGCCCUGAAGGAUCCCACCCUGGCUGCCCGGAAGGAUUUCCAGAGGGAGGCUGAGCUGCUCACCAACCUGCAACAUGAGCACAUUGUGAAGUUCUAUGGAGUGUGUGGCGAUGGGGACCCCCUCAUCAUGGUCUUUGAAUACAUGAAGCAUGGAGACCUGAAUAAAUUCCUCAGGGCCCAUGGGCCAGAUGCAAUGAUCCUUGUGGAUGGACAGCCACGCCAGGCCAAGGGUGAGCUGGGGCUCUCCCAAAUGCUCCACAUUGCCAGUCAGAUCGCCUCGGGUAUGGUGUACCUGGCCUCCCAGCACUUUGUGCACCGAGACCUGGCCACCAGGAACUGCCUGGUUGGAGCGAAUCUGCUAGUGAAGAUUGGGGACUUCGGCAUGUCCAGAGAUGUCUAUAGCACGGAUUAUUACAGGGAAGGGCCAUGCCAGAAGGGCCCGUUCAGCGUGGUGUGGCAGCGGCAGAGGCUAGCAGCAACGGCAGCUUCCACACUCUUUAAUCCAUCUGGAAAUGAUUUUUGUAUAUGGUGUGAGGUGGGAGGACACACCAUGCUCCCCAUUCGCUGGAUGCCCCCUGAAAGCAUCAUGUACCGGAAGUUCACUACAGAGAGCGAUGUGUGGAGCUUCGGGGUGAUCCUCUGGGAGAUCUUCACCUAUGGAAAGCAGCCAUGGUUCCAACUCUCAAACACGGAGGUCAUAGAGUGCAUUACCCAAGGUCGUGUUUUGGAGCGGCCCCGAGUCUGCCCCAAAGAGGUUUACGAUGUCAUGCUGGGGUGCUGGCAGAGGGAACCACAGCAGCGGCUGAACAUCAAGGAGAUCUACAAAAUCCUCCAUGCUUUGGGGAAGGCCACCCCAAUCUACCUGGACAUUCUUGGCUAGUGGUGGCUGGUGGUCAUGAAUUCAUACUCUGUUGCCUCCUCUCUCCCUGCCUCACAUCUCCCUUCCACCUCACAACUCCUUCCAUCCUUGACUGAAGCGAACAUCUUCAUAUAAACUCAAGUGCCUGCUACACAUACAACACUGAAAAAAGGAAAAAAAGAAAGAAAAAACCCUGUAAGGCAGUUUGGCAUAUAUAUAUAUAUAUAUAUAUAUUUAUAUAUCUAACUAUCUAUCAAUCUAUAUCUACAGAGAGAUACCUUCUCUAGUACACAGAGAAGCUGCUGAUACAGAAAACCACAAGACUUUAACAACUCAGAAACUCUAAAAUAUUAAUAAUACAAAGGAAAAUUCCCUUUGACUUAAGCUGUGGCCCAUGCUUCUAAUGCUACAGCUUUUCGGAGCAGAAGACCUGGACCAUGCAGAGAGACAAUCUUUGGGAUGAGAGCUCUGGGACGGGAGGAGUUAAGGUGGUGCUCAGUCGCUGCUGUGUGCGUCUGUUACCCCAGAAGCUCACCACAGGCACAUGUGGGGACCGCAUGGCUGAGCUCAGCAAAGAAAUGACGCUGGAGCAGGGUCCUUGCCUCCACUUCUUCCCCAUUUCCUCCACUUCAGGACAAUGUUCUAAUUUGUCCGUUCUAAAAAGUGUAAUCUUGAUGCUUUUGGGAAUCAACGAUGGCACCUACGGGUAAACACAGAACAGACAACCCCACAACACAAAACCGUGACAAGAGCUGACCGCAUCCAUCCUGGGUGUAAGCUUCUUGCUGGAGUUGCAAAAGAUGUGUCUUUCUAUUCUCAGAACUUAACUGGACUUUCUGGACUAAAAGAACCACAGAAGAAAAAACAGCUGAAACCUGAACCCUGCCAAGACACUGCCACCUGUCUUUUCCAUCAUUGCAAAGAUUCCUUGGCCUCACCUCCCACUUUCAGGCCCCUGGGAAGCUUAGAGGGUUAGGAAACAGGUCCCCAUGUUGUCUUUGAAUGUAGACACAGCAGGCUUUAGGGUUGCAAUAGCAAGAGACUUGGUUGUUUGUAGGUCAUUAUAACGAAUGCCCCCUGGUCCUCUCAGUUUCUCAUCCUGCUUCCCUAGAGCCUAGACUCCACUUCCUGGGUCUCUACCGAGUCCCAGGUAAACCCCACUGCCAAGGAAGGAAGCCAGGUCUAGUGAGAGGCUGCAGCAGUGAGUGUUUCAGGAAAGCAAGCAGUGGAGUGGGUGAGAGCCAGCAGGGGAGAAUCUACUUGGCACCUGCUCCAGGCCCCUUGGCAUUCUCCUCACGUUUCCAGCCCCUGGGAGGAUUGAUGCAUCUGCCUUUGAGCUGUUGUGAAAACGCAGGGGCUGAGAAAUCACUUUUGUGGGCUGGGGUAGGGGGAAGGGCUGACGCUUCUCUGGGAGAUGUCCAAUAAGCGGCCAGUGCUGCAGGCUUGGCAUCUUAAUGAGGUCUGAGCCCUGACCGGAGAGAGGGAAGGAAACAUCUGGGCUGGGGCCUGCUCCCUCUGCCCCAGCACGGGGAAUCACUGCCUUCCUGGCUGCUGCCACAGACCACAGUGGGGUUGACCUCUGGGCCUCCCUGUCACAUGAAACAUGGAAGCCAACAGCCUGGCCCCACAGGCCUCCUCUGCUGGGGAGGAGAGGAUGUGCUUCUCCCAGGCUACCGGGCCCCUCCGCCUCGCCCCAAGCACAGAGCUACCUAAGGGACUGACCUUUGCCAAACUGGAGCUCACCUCCCGGGGGCCUCUGGCCUACCCUUUUCCCUGCCAGCUGAAGAGACUGCCAGCAGCCUGGACGUCCUGGUUAGCUGAAGGCAUCUGAAACGUGGGCCUCCCUAUGUGGGGUUUAGGACUGAAUUAUGUGUUUGUGGUUUUGCUUCUUUUUGUAGACCCACAAAUACUUUUAUUUGAAUAGUAAAGAGCUGUGCUCAGAUUGUAGCCAUGGUUGGGAUUUGGGAUCAGCGAGGCUGGUUAGCUGGACUGGGAGGGGAGGGAGGUGAGAUGGGAGUUUGAUGUGGAUUUUCUCACUGUGCUGUGCUCCUAGCCCCUGAGGACUUUGCGGGAAAGCUGUUUGGAUUGACCACCUCAAGAAAACCCUUUGCUGUCCUAGGGCAA
This is a messenger RNA of Nomascus leucogenys (northern white-cheeked gibbon), 5793 nucleotides long. It is a transcript of the gene NTRK3, whose product is annotated as neurotrophic receptor tyrosine kinase 3. NCBI's taxonomy places the organism in Eukaryota, Metazoa, Chordata, Mammalia, Primates, Hylobatidae. Gene Ontology annotation, biological process: regulation of phosphatidylinositol 3-kinase/protein kinase B signal transduction; multicellular organism development; cell surface receptor protein tyrosine kinase signaling pathway. The record is from RefSeq and is a predicted model, not a curated record. Gene Ontology annotation, cellular component: axon; plasma membrane; signaling receptor complex. Gene Ontology annotation, molecular function: ATP binding; neurotrophin binding; neurotrophin receptor activity.